GUGAGCACCUCCCGCGUUCGCCAGGGCUCCGGCAUGGCUCACUGCGCGAAGAUCGGCCCGUCCAUUCUCAGCGGGAACCUGGCCUGCCUGGGCAGGGAGUGCGCGCGCAUGAUGGAGUGCGGGGCGGACUACCUGCACCUCGACGUGAUGGACGGGCAUUUUGUCCCCAACAUCACGUUUGGCCACCCCAUGGUGGAGAGCCUGAGGACAUCUCUCGGCCAGGAUCCUUUCUUUGACAUGCACAUGAUGGUGUCCCGGCCGGAGCAGUGGGUGAAGCCGAUGGCCGUGGCAGGAGCCAACCAAUACACGUUCCACGUGGAGGCCACUGACAACCCUGGGAAUCUCAUCAAGGAGAUCAGAGAGAGUGGGAUGAAGGUUGGCUUGGCCAUAAAGCCCAAUACUACAGUUGAAAUGUUAGCACCGUGGGCUAACCAGAUUGACAUGGCCUUGGUCAUGACCGUUGAGCCUGGUUUUGGAGGACAGAAGUUCAUGGAGGACAUGAUGCCUAAGGUGAGCUGGUUGCGGAGUCAGUUCCCUUCAUUGGACAUUGAGGUAGACGGAGGAGUUGGCCCGAGCACCAUUCAUAAGUGUGCCGAGGCAGGGGCCAACAUGAUCGUGUCGGGCAGUGCUGUGACGGGAAGCGACGACCCUCGUGCCGUCAUCGCGCUGCUGCGCACCGUGGUUGCCGAGGCGAUCCAGAAACGCUCGUUAGACCGCUGAGGCGGCGUCCUCUUUGUGGAAGUCCCUACAACAACACCCCAUACCAGCUCGUCUCAGCAAUACGCCGCAGCAAAACCGGAGUGACGGCCUCCUUCGAUACUUCUCUCUGGGUCAGAGGUCAGGUCUCAAGGAGAGGCAUUGCCGGGAUGUGUGGGUGGGGGGUUGGGGAGGGCGCUUCUGAAGAGGCACAAGCUGGCGGCCAAAUCAAAAUCACAGUGGUCCAGUGCGGCUGAGCUCUGGCCCCACAGAUACUGAACUGUCAAACUUUCCUCUGCCUUGUCAGGAUCUCUACUCUGAACAGCUACCGCGCUACGAGUCUCCCUCCGGAAACAAUUACCGUUGAAUGACUCUGGAGCUAUCACUGAUUUAAUGCAGCGACAUUCCUAAACAUGUUUUGACUCCCAACACUGUAACUUUUACUCCAUGAAUGGAUGGAUGAUGAAAAUAAAAGAUCUUAGGGGUCACUGUGCUUUGCUAUAUUAUGUUUUGAAAGGAAGGCGUGCUAUGUGGUUAAAUGCUGGAUCAAACCAAAAUCAAUGAAAGAUUUCAAUUGCUGAUUCUUCAGUCCCCCGCCCCACCCCAGUUCUGUGUGGGCUGUCACUGGGUGUCACUGAUAAUGGCUUUAAAGAGGGUUAUAAACACACUCAAAAAUACUAGAAUAAGCUUUAAUUUUUUUUUUUUUUUAUCAUUUCAGUUUACAAAUUGGCGAUAAACGGUUGAAGAUGAAUAUAUGAAGUUUGGUGCUGGGGACCCUGACACAGAUCCCUGCUUUACAGUGAAUAUCAGUUUUGUUAGUCACAGACAUGUUGGAAAAUUGGACUGAUUUCUUUCUUGUGAUCCGGUGGAAUGUGUGCAGGAAGAAGGUGAUGCGGGCCGUUAGGACGGGAAGCUUAAUGCAUGAGCAGCAAAUAAGAGAAAUGUGAUUAUUUCCAUUGGCAAAUGUACAGAACCAGGACUGACAUGUUAUAGCCCCUGAUUCUGGAUAAAUUUAAUAGUAUCAACAAUUUGUUUCUCACCUCAAAAAAAAACAAAAAAACCCUUGUGCUAUACAAGCCUAAUGUGACUCUUACCACCGUUUCCCAUUUCAAACACUAGAUGGCGAGCUUGGACAAAUAUUGUGAUACAAGAAAAACGAGAUUCAAAUUCACAUUAUUUUGCUGUGGUGGUUUUCAAUGAAACACAGUAAAUCCCAUAUAUGGUCCAGCAGUAGAGAUGAGAGGCGCAGCACAAUAACGCGUGAUGUCCUCAAGAUGGAUGGCUUACAGCUGAUCCAUUAAUAAUGACCAUUAAGCCUUGAUGCGUGCUCAGGAGACUGACAGAGUCACUUAGCUGAGUGAUGGGACGUCUCUCCCACUAAACGUUGUGUCCACAUGACCUGAUUAAGCUUCCGGGAUGACCAUUAGGAAUCACCUUAUGACCAUACGACUCAUGCUCGGAACGAAAUUGCAAGAUAAAAAUUGCAGUCUGCCUGUUUUUGUUUUUUUAAUGAAAGUUACAUAGAGUAUCCAAACAGACCUGUUUAUUUUGCACAAAAUUGAUUUAAAAAAAGAAAAAAAAUUUGCAUAAUUUAGGAUUGAAGGUUUGUUUUAAUAUUUCUGUACAUGUUACCUCUAGUACGUAUGUACUGCCUACUCAUCUGUCUGUUGAUGUGUCUGUCUAUCUGCCUGCAAGCUGGCAUGCGUCGAUGUUGCUAUUUUUUUUCCCGUUUCUCUCAAAUGUGAAGAUGACCGUGAAUUGAAACACGACAGGGGCUUUAAAUGAGCAGACAAUUGAAAUAAAUGGGCUCAUU
Molecule: messenger RNA, 2509 nt
Organism: Lampris incognitus (smalleye Pacific opah)
Lineage: Eukaryota; Metazoa; Chordata; Actinopteri; Lampriformes; Lampridae
Gene: rpe
Product: ribulose-5-phosphate-3-epimerase
Exons: 6
Coding region: 34-720 (228 amino acids)
Biological process (GO): pentose-phosphate shunt; pentose-phosphate shunt, non-oxidative branch; carbohydrate metabolic process
Cellular component (GO): cytosol
Molecular function (GO): metal ion binding; D-ribulose-phosphate 3-epimerase activity
Source: RefSeq, a predicted model, not a curated record